Molecule: messenger RNA, 611 nt
Organism: Arachis ipaensis
Lineage: Eukaryota; Viridiplantae; Streptophyta; Magnoliopsida; Fabales; Fabaceae
Product: protein CHROMATIN REMODELING 19-like
Molecular function (GO): ATP binding
Source: RefSeq, a predicted model, not a curated record
UGUGAUGAGUCUCAUUCUUAACAAUUGAUUUUCAUGUAUGGCACAACCAUAUUGGCAGAUGAAAUGGGCCUGGGCAAAACUGUUCAGGCCAUUACAUAUUUAACUUUGUUGAAUCACUUGCAUAAUGAUCCUGGUCCACAUCUCAUGGUAUGUCCUGCUUUUGUUUUGGAAAACUGGGAAAGGGAACUAAAGAAGUGGUGCCCGUCAGUUUCUACUCUUCAAUACCAUGGGGCUGGACGAACAGCAUAUUGCAAGGAGUUGAACUCCCUCUCGAAGGCAGGGUUGCCUCCUCCAUUUAAUGUUCUUCUUGUGUGUUAUUCACUUUUUGAACGGCACAGUCCACAGCAGAAAGAUGAUCGUAAAAUAUUGAAGCGCUGGAGGUGGAGCUGCAUGCUGAUGGAUGAAGCUCAUGCUUUGAAGGAUUGAAAUAGCUUUAGGUGGAAAAAUUUGAUGGCUGUUGCACGGAAUGCAAACCAACGAUUGAUGUUGACUGGGACACCACUUCAGAACGAUUUACAUGUACGCAUUCUGUUUAAUUGAAUGUCAUUGCCAAAGUCUUGUCUUUUGAUUUUCUGUCCAUUUAACUGUUUCGUGUUACUGAACAAAACAAU